CCUGCAAUGGUUUGGAGCAAAUCAAUAGCCAGCGACGUCCUGGCCUCCAGUGUGUUUGGCUGGCCGCUAAUGACAUCAGCCGGUUGGGUUCUCAGGUGGCGUGUUUGGUUGCUAGCUUGCCAGGGUUAGCCCUGAGGUCAGCAGUGAGCCGGGGUGACAUCAUCAGCAACGUCAAACACGGCCAGCAUGCCAGUGAGACACGGGGAGUAUACAGCGAGUGAUGAUGAUUUUCUCCCAGUAACAGUGGGCCGGCCUCAUUAUAAGACGAUUGCGGAGCCCUGUGCAUACCAACCCCGUGUGCAUUAUGUGCUUGCUGUUGCUGUCGGGGAGUCAUAUGCACGAUAAUGUAAAGUGGCAUGCCAAGUACGGGUACAUGUACAUGUAGUGUGCAUGGGAACCUUAUGAGUACCGUGGGCAUACAUGCACAUUGUACAUGUGUGUACGUACAGUGCAUAUAGUGAAAUCUUGUCUACGAGAGAGGGUAGCGACGAGCCACCCUAUUGUUUAUGUACAUGUUCUGCAUACAUCUGGGGGAGUUUCUCAGUGUGCCUACAGUGCAUUUCAUUCAGUGAUGCUGUCUACUGGUACAUCUCUCUCCCCCUCUCUGGCCGCAUCUCAGUAACCGCGACGACAGGGAUGAAUGUUGAAGUGGCUGAAGCUCGUGCAUGAAUUACGGUGGCAUUGCGGACCGGAAACAGUGGCUUGAAACCCCCCCUUCCACAAGCCUCUGUACACACAGAUUUGGUGUGACUUCCUUCUCCGAAGUAAGUACUCGGACAGACGGAACUGGCCGUCAGGAUCCUCUGUACCUGCCGUGGGGAUAGUGUUACUGACAGGGACAGCGUGGAUAAAUAGCCAGCUCUCUGCCUGGUUGGAUGGGAUGCAGAAUUCUGAUACAGAAUCUUGUCACUCGUGAUUUUUCUCUACUGUCUUCAUCGUCAAUACGGUAUCAGCAUUGGAUAGUCAGUAUUGCACGACGUGUGGAUGUUUGUUUUGACAAUUGAAGGCCCUACUUGAUUUGAAACCAUUCAAAUUAAGCCUGUUACCCUUACAAUAGCGAGUAAAUGGACAAGGGUUUUCAAUCACAGCGCAUGUCUGCAUGUACAUGCACCUGCACCUGUAGAAGUUGAUUCUUUUACCAAUUCAAGUCUGCUAGCUGCCUGUGUAGCGUCUGUUUUCCCAGAGAACAUGUAUUCUGCAGUUGGCGGCUAGCCAAAGUGGAGUCAAAUGAUAAAGACAAGACUACACCAUUGCCCCACAGUGACAGCUAUUUCGCCCAUCGCCCGCUGCCCGUCAACGAGGGAGAAAUUCAACUCACAUAAUCCACAACAUUAUUUAAAGGGACAUAGUUCCAAUGGAGCAGGGAAUGUAAUGUAUGAGUGAGUAUCAUGUCAGCCGUUGAAAAGACCAGCGGCUCUGAGAAGAAGGUGGCCAAGCCCAAGCUCCCGGAUGCCAAGGGGGAAAUGGAAGGCAAAGACGGGAAAACGGAGACUAAGCCCGAGGUCAAAACGGAACUCCCUAAACCAGAGAUCAAGAUACAGUGCGUCAAGCCGGAGAUCAAACGCCAGGACAGCAACGGAAGCCGCAAGGUGCCGACCCUUAAGAAGGAUUCGUCCUUUGAGUCCAAGAAGGAAGGCGGGGCCAAGGACGGCAAGGCUGGUGACUCAAAGAGGACGGACGGCAAGAAAGAGCGACCGGACUCGUUCAAACGGGACCCCAAACUGGACUCACCCAAGGGGAGGACAGAACCCAUCAAAAAGCAUGACUGUAGCAAAAACAUAGGGAAGAAGGUGCCCGUGGCUGGGCGGGGCAGGGGGACGGAGAGGGAGGGGCCAGGGGAGGGGAUUCCCCGGCUCCAGAGACAAGCCAGCCAGGAGGAGACAGAGGCAGCGCCCAUCCGUCGUAGGUCAAACCCCAGGUCAAAGUUGAGCCGGAGUCAACCAGUGUCGGAUGAUUCCUCACCCCCACAGACCCCCGACCUCCCGCUCACUGAGCAGGCCUUCAUGAAACUUCCGCGCGUGGACCAUUUCUCCAGACUGCCUCACCAGCUGAGUGGUGACAUUCCUCCUAACAAGGUGUGUAAGCAGCCCAGCUAUGAAGCCAGGAGCGAACCGGCUCUGUCGCGAGAACCGAGCCAAGAGAAGGAGUUGUACAUAGACUCGAGCGGUGUGGACCUCCACCAGUUCAUUGUGGACACGCUACAGAAGCCCAACGACAGAACAAUGCUGCUUAAACUGGAGCAAGAGCUCUGCAAAUUCAUCCAGAACCAAAAAGAACAUGUACGUAAGUUUCCUCCCAUGACGUCCUACCACCGUAUGAUCGUUCACCGUGUCGCUGCAUAUUUUGGCCUUGAGCACAACGUAGACCAGGCGGGGAAGUCUGUCAUCGUCAACAAGACGCCCAACACAAGAAUACCAGAACAGAAGUUCCGUGAGCAUAUAAAGGACGAGCCUCAAGACGCCCAAGCUAAACGCAUCCUUAAACGGGACACAGCAAGCUUCGAGGACAAAGAAGAUGAGGACAAAGGCGGCUACGAGAAACUUGAAGGCGGGGUCAUCGUCCCCGGCGGCCAGCUCAAGGACGAUAAGAAGAGUAAAUCGUACGAGGAACGGGAGGAGGAAUAUGAGCGAGCUAGGGCCAGGAUCUUCAACCAAGAUUCGAGCUCAUCUCAAGAGGGUACCAUCCUGAUCGAAUCUCCUGUCAGGCCCAUGCGCUGUGGUCCGCUGGCCCCUUCCAGCCGCCAGAACAGCGGUACCUCGGACGACUCCACCUACCACUGGAAGCAGGACCGGCCCUGGAGCAGCGUGGACUCUUCCAGUGGCUCGGAGCGGCCCUCUAUCCCUGCCGUCACCAAGGCCAGCAGCUUUGCCGGCAGUGGGCUCAGCACCAAGAUCCUGAUGCGCAAUGACAGCAGCGGCAGCAGCCGCAGCAGCGGGAGCUUGGGCAGCAGGGGCAGCCUGGGCAAGCUGCCAAGAGGAGAUUCCUCAGAGCGAGGAGCUGGCAGCCCCAACGUCCGUCCAUCCCCGGCGUUCCAGUACCACCCCUCCCUUGGCACCAUCAGCCAGGUCCAGCACCCGCCACAAUCUUACUCUGCCCCCUCCGUCUCCAACCCCCAGGCCUACCAGGGCACCCAGGUCACGUGGGCCAGCAGUAUGCCCACAAGUCAGGGAGUGCCACUCCUAGUCCCGUCCGGGUCACCCCAGGGGACCCCGCAGCCGGGAGCCAUCAACCAGCCUGUUCUGUUUGCUGCACCCAACAUUGAAUCUGUCCCUCCAGGGAGUGUGCUGAUCAACCCCCAAACAGGGACACCAUUUUUAAACCCAGAUGGCACCCCGAUGGUGUACCAACCACAGAAUGUCAGCCAGCAACAAAUUGUGUCCAGCCAGCAACAGCACCAACACCAGCAGCAACAGCAACAGCAGCAAUCCUUACCCAUCACCAGUCUACCCGGCCAGCCCGGACACGCCUUCCCUACCCAGCAGCAGAUGAUGUCGCAGCACGCCUUGCAACAGCAACCGCAGCAGCAGCCACAACCGCAGCAGCAGCCACAACAGCAGCUGCCGAUGGUCUCAUCGCAGCAGCUCCCACACCAGCACCAGCAGAUGGCCGGCGGCCAGUUUGCGGCCGUCACUGGCCACGUGGGAUCUCCCGGUGCUAUCCCCCAGCCUUGCGGGCUACCGCAGCAGCAGCAGCAGCAACAACUGCAGCAGCAACAACAGCAACACGGAAUGGUGCACCAUCAACACUCAGGGGAUUAUCAGGAUUUAAGUGCACAUGUGCAGCAGUUGCAUUUCAGCAGGCCAAUGUCAGGUGGCGACGGUGACCUUGCACAACAGCUGCACCAACAACAGCAGCAGCAGCAGCAACACCAACAACAGCAGCAGUUGCAGCAACAGUUGUUUCAGCAACAACAGCAGCAACAGGCACAACAGUCGGUCUCAGCUGCGCAGCAAUACCUGCAAGGUUCCUUUGUACGACCCGUUGGCCACGUGGGGAUGGGUUCCCCCGGGGUGCAGGGGUCGACUCAACAGCACCAGCCCCAGCCGAUGGGGCAGCCACCCUCUCAGCAACAUGCCCAGAUGGUAUCUCAAGUUCCCCAGUCUCAACAAGUGAGUGUUCCAGGUCCAAUGAUGCGUCCCUCUCCGCCAUCUCAACUCCUUCCCCAACACUCCAUACAGGGCCUCCAACAAGCACAACCUCAGUCUCAACAACUUCCCACCAGCAGCCCUCACCAACUGAGCCUGGUGUCCCCCGGGAGCCAACCCCCAGGGGGACCUGUCUUGUACCAAACGCAGGCUGGGCUGGUGAGUCCCCAACAGCCCCUGGCCCCGCCAGUGCCACAGGUCUCCUACCCGCAAGGCUAUCAGGGUGUGGUUCCCCCACCACAGCAGCAGCAACAGAGCCAGCCACAGAUCAUGUACCAGCCUCCCUUGGAUCACCAACAGCAACAACAGCAACAGCAGCCACAGCCACAGCAACUGCCACCAUUUAGUCAAUCUCUGCCAAUCUAUUACCAGCCAGCCAGCAUGGCUGGCCACCCUGUUUUGCAAGGCGGCCAGCAGGAAAUGCAACAGCGGCCAACCUCCCCAAGUGCCCCGACUCCUGUAAUGUUAAACCAACAGCAGCUGAUGAAUUACGCCCCUGGCAUGGCCGGGCAGCGUCCGCCGUCCCAGCAACAGCCGCCGCAGCAGCAACAGCAGCAACAACAGCAGCAAGCUCAGCUUGUGGCUUCGGGUCCUUACAUGCAAGGGACGCUAACAGGGCACCCCUUAACCCCUCAGACUCUGUUGCAAUAUCACCCGCACUCGCGACGGGCGUACGGCGUGGACCAACGUGCAAUCAAGAGCUGGGAGAUGUACGGACCGGAGGGUUCCAUGCAAAGUCCCGGUGUCUCGCCCUCACAGAGUCCCGGGCCUACCUACCUGAGAAUGAGUCCACAAGAAAGAGGAAGUACUAGGUCUGGUCAAUUCAAAGUACGGCCCCCGAGGGCGCCACGGAGACAACGCAAGAUCCAGCACUCAGAGGCAAUUGGUCAGCCCGAAGCCAUAGAAGCACCAGCAGCUGUUCCUGAAAUUCUAGAAGUUGCCAAUCUGUCGGGUGACCUCACUUGUAAAGCGACGUGGACCCUCCUGGAGGACGUUGGGAAACUCGGCGGCGAGAUCAGAUGGUGUCCCAAUGAUGGUCAGAGCCCGUGCUUAGGAUAUCAUCAAGUUGAUCCAAACGACCAGGUUUCCAAUUACACGGUUCUCAUCAGGUUCCCGUCGGCAGAAGCAAGUCAGAGCGCCCUCAGUAGUCUAUCUAGUGCCACUUUCACUCUUCAAGUUCCUGAGCGGGACUACAGUCAACGUUUAUCACACCAGCUGUCAACAUAGUCCACUUUUCUUUUUCUUUUUUUUUCAUUUUUUUUGUAAAUUACUACGAUGGUUAUUUUUUCAGCUUUUUAAAGCCUUUUAGUUUUAACAGCUGUUCUUAAACAUUAAAAGCAUCAUGGAAAUGAAUUGAUCCAGUACAUUUGCCAGGAGAGCUUGUCAGUGAAUGGAGACAACCAAGAUUUGUAUUUGAAAUUGUGUGCGUCUUUCAAAUUGAUAGCAGAGCAUUAAAGAUCGCUGGGAAUCGAGGAGGAAUUAGGAAAUGAAAUUACUUAAAGACAGUCUUUGACCUUAUGUUACAUAUGUCGUGUGGGUAGUUUUUUUGUAGUCGAGCAUUGUUAGGUAGGAUAUCUUUGAAAUGUUGUAGAGCACAAUUUAUAUCACAGGAUGGAAGUAUAUAUGUAAGAAUAUAUAUUUUAAUGUUUGAAAAGAAAAAGAGAAUUUGCCCAGUUUUUUGGUUUCGUUUGGUGGUCGUGUGUCAUGGGGCCGAUUUCAAUAACCAGAAAUUCUGCUAAGUAGGUUUGUUUGACACUGCAUGCUAAGUGCCAACCAGUGUUACUGUGUAAGUUCCACUGGAAGUUGGCCAUUUAACGAGUAAGCAUGUUUAUUGUUCAUUUACCGCUUAACAGGAUUGCUUAUUGAGAAACCGGUAACCCUCGUAUUUCCCCUUGUGGUGCAUUUUAAUUUGGCUCUUUAUUUUAUCCUAUUCCAUUUUAUGUUUGUCAUCCAGAAGGUGAGAAUGUUGAAACGAUCCAGAACCUAUGAAACUUACUAAAUUCCUGAAAUUGGAAAUUCUCACCUAGCAACCAAAACUACACAAGAGUUUCUCGCCAAUCUUUCUUCACUUUUUGUAAUACCCAGUAUUCCUGAGGCAAAGAUACAGAUUUACUUUUCUUGGCUCAAACUCCAGGAUGGCAGAGUAUGAGAUCAUCCCUGUCCAACCAUGUCGGUUCCACUUUCCACACCUACUUCAAAUUACAACUUCAAAUGCUACCCCGAAAAACCCCCCAUCUGAAUAGCCCCAUGAACCUUCCAAAUGAGCGCUAUGCCCGAAAUCAUUGCCAACCUUUUGCAUGUACAUGUUCUUUUCAAUUCAUUUUAUUAGUCCAAGGAUACGUUUCAAAUCCAAACAUGUUUUCAAACUGUGAUCCAAAAUUUCAUCCUUGAAGAUUUUUUUUCCAGGGGUGGGGGUGAAUGUGCUUUUGAAUUUUUUUUUUGGGGGGGGGUGUUUUAAUUUUGAAUGUGCAACUGUGUGUGUGUGUGAUUUGAACUUUUUUAAGUACAGUCACUGCAUGUGCAACCCGUAUUCAGGCAACUUUUAGAGGUUACAGUGUGUAAUCCUAUUGUAGUAUUGGUCAUGUUAGGAUAUUGCAAACAGACUUGGCCCUUAGACGUUUUAUUUAUUUUACUAUUUUAUGGGGGAAGGGGGGUUGCUUGAAAUCUGUAUUUAUGGGUCCUUGUUUCUUGUUGCUUCCAAUUCAUUUGCAGUAUAGAAUGAGCGUUAAGCCAGGGCCUGCAAUAUUGUCCUGGCAUUUUUAUGCAUUUGAAAACCAACAAAAUUGAGAAGGAAACUUCGAGCUGGUACUUUGCUUGAGAACAUGGUUCCAUACAAACUUUUUCCAAAAUGCAGACUUCUCUUUGGCUUUUGAGACACAAACACUUCACAGAAUUGUGUUGGAUUGCAGUUAUUUCAAGCAGGAGAACAACUGCAGGAAUAUUUGGAUAUUUCUGUCUUCAGUGUGUUAAUAUUUGUCCUGGUACUUUCUGUCAAACUAUCAUUUUUGUUUUCAUCCUUAUCUUUCCCCGUUGUUUCAGACCGUAGUUUAUGAUUUUUGUGGGGAAAUUUGUCAAGCCCUCAUCCCAAUUCCUACCUGCCCAGAUCCAGUGAAAUUCGACACAUUUUAGAGAAAGUAUUUGGUGACUUCAAGCCCACGCACCACCAUUACUAUAUAUGGGCAGUGAUGUCUAAUUUGCCUCUGUACAAAGAACAUGCCAUUGGUUUUCGGACCAUUUUGGAUGAUUUGGACAGGUUUCUAACAAAAAUACCCUGGAAGUUAAAGUGAAUCAUUGUUGAACUUUAACCUUUGGCCAUCAGUGACCCUUGACCUAUGUACCUCAUUCCCACCUAGUCGUCUGUCAGAUUUCAGUAUUUUGCCUCCUUGUGUCGAUUUUGGGUGAAUUGAUAGACUUAAGAAAAGUCUGUGGUGUAAUUCUUGUACUUCUUGCUGGCAAGGGUCAUCAAAUUCUGAAAUACUGUCACAGAAAAUUGUUAUUAGUCAUACUUAAGAAUCUUUUUUUUUGUUUGGAGAAACAUACUAUUCUGGGUAGAGUUGAUUACUUAAUUUUUCCGUUCAUGGUUGUGUGUUACUAUUAGGUAGGUAAGUUUCAUUUUGGGGAAGAAUGACCUCAACUCUCUGCAAAUUGGAUGCCCUUGCAUUUCCGGUGUGUAAUUGUGUAUUAUACAUAUAUGUAGGUUACGUUGCAAUGGUUUUUUUUAAAAGUUACCAAAUUGAUAUUUUUCAGAUAGGUGAAAAUUUUUUAUUACUGAAGGAUUGUUUCUUGUGAGUAUUUCUCUGUAGCUCUAAAGGAAGCAAUUCAGUAGGGUUUGGGAAUGCAAGGUGUCGCUUAUUUGGAAACAGGAAAAGGAUUAUGCAUUGUUUUGUGCUGUGCUGUACGCACACGUUAUAUGCUGCCUAUUCAACCAAUCAUUUGUGCCAAAAAAGGUGUUUUUUAAUAUGCACUGGUGUGGAAAAAAAAAAGUCAACAUAUUGGGAACCAGUUUCAUGAAAAUCACAAAGUAGUUUGCUGUCUUACAAGUCAAGUUGUUCAAAUGUAUCAUUCCUCUCAUGGAUUGGACGGUCAAGAUCAGCCUUUUAUUGUAUUUUGUGCCUGCAAACAAGUCUUAUAAAUUGCAUAUUCUAAUUACAAAUACGUGCCAGUCAAUUUUUUUUAGAUCGGUUGUGUUGUGAUUUUCAUGGAACUGGUACCCUGUGAUUUUUUGCCUGGUAACCGUUGCGCACAAAUGCAGUUUAUAUUGUAAUUCCACUGACACUGGUCAAGCUGAGUACUUGUAGUCACAAGCAAUAGCACCAGAAUGAAGCCCUUUACAUGGUAGUCGUAAUAUUGGCACACCUUCACAAGAGCCGUAGCAGCACCUCAGUUGUCACAUUUGGAGCCGUGUCAAUAGCAGCCUUGGGAUAGCCGUCACCAACCGUGGAGAUGGGACAUGUUCUAGAGUAGUGCAAUUUUGUUGGAUCUGUUGAUUGUGUAGAUUUGGGUACCUGAUAAUAGGUCCAUAGAAGUGGUGCCUAGCCAUGGCCCCGAGCUGUGGUCCAUGUCACAUAGUAGCAGUCAGUGGUCCACAGAAAUAGUGCCUGUCCAUGGCCCGAAGCCGUGGGCCAUGUCCCAUGAUAGCGAUCUGUGGUCCAUAGAAGUGAUGCCAGACCAUGGCCUUCAGCAGUCAGUGUCUUUUGGCAGUGGUCCAUGGUCUACAGAAAUGGUGCCUACCAUGGCUUGUAGCAUUGGUGCCAGCCCAUGGCCCACAGCAGAGGUACCUGCAGCUGCCUCCUAUGGCCCAUAGCAGUGGUUGCUGCCAAGUAGCAGUUUUCCAUGGCACAUGGUCAUGGCUCUUGGCAUGUAGCUGUGGUCCUGACCCAUGGAAGUGUUCAGCUGUGUUCCAUGGCACAUUGCUGUGGUCCGUUGCACAUAGUUGUUGUCCACAACAAGUAACUGUGUUCUUUGACCCGUAGUGAAUCCUAGCAAUGGCAUUGAUGAGACCUAUCAAUCGGCUAGGCUUUUUCACAAUAGCACUGGUGCCUAUAUCAUGGCCUGUAUCAGUGGUCAAAGACCUUGAUCAGUAGUCCAUGGCCCAUAAUAAUGCACCUUUACUCUCAACAAUGGUCCAUGAACCAUAGCAGUGGUCCACUGCCCAUACUCUUGCCCGUAGUAGUGGUCCCUAUUCAUGAUUUCCCAACCAUGGCCCGUAGUGGUAUUUUAAACCAUUGAACCUACUCAGCUCUCCCACAAGUGCGCACAACUCAGUGAACUAGGCAAAGAGGGCCCCCAGCAUAUGAAGAGCAGGGCCCAAUUUUAUGGUGCUGCUUAACAGCAGAAAGUCGUGCUUACUGUAGCACAAAAAUUUGCUAACUGUUGGCACUAUUUCAGGACUGUGCUUAGCGUGGUUGUGCUCACAGUUGCACACGCGUAGAGAUUUCCAUUGUUGCAUCACUAAGUUCAGCCAGUUUUUCCUCCGAGGUUAGCGUGCAUUUUGCUGUGCUUACUGCUUACUUUCUCCAUGAAAUAAGCUGAGCCUCUGCUGGCAAAAAAUUGUGUACUUAGCAGCACUGUGAAAUUGGCCCCAGAUCUUCAGAAAUCACAUGCUUUGCUUACUCCCAUUAAAAACCAACAAAACUCAACCUAAUCUAUCAAAGAAGUUUGCUGAUAAGCAAACUUGCAAGUUGAAAGGCAAGUUUCGAAGUUUUCGUGUACUUAAUUUUGUGUGGCCAAUUUUUUUUAAGGGAGAAAGUUAACUCAUGGGGGGCAUUGAACAUAGAGAACUUGGGGUGACCUUCAUGAGAUCUGUUUUGCUCCUGGGGCAUCUAGGCAUAAGGCUGUCAAUAACUCUCCUUUAAAAUCACACCUUUAAAAAAAUUUUGGUAUAUAGAUUUGGCUGGUGUUGUUUGCUAAAGAAACGCGACCAUAAUUCACUCUGAUUUUCUCCUCAAAAGUAUUUCUGUAGAACAAGGACAAGGCCUCUUUUCAAUUGACAUUACAUGAGAGUUCUUGGUUGGGAUAGUAGAGAAGCCAUCAAGCAAGACUAUAACACAGGUGAUAUUAUUUUACUUGUGUUCAAUCAUGAUAACAGCAUUUGAUUGGUUUAUAUUUCCAAUUCAGAUAACUUAAAUAUCCUCUUUUAUUAACUAAAAUCGUCAGUUUUGACUCACUUUCUUCUGCUAAAUCUAAUCCCAUUAGAUCAAGUCCCAGCUGUCAGUCAACUAGUUUCCAGGCCCAUUUAGAAAUUGGCAAUCAUGAGAAGUUGGCAGUUGUUGAAGAAUGUCGAAGCACUAGCUACUCACUGUUCUUUGCAACACUGUCGACAAACGUUCAAACACAGAAUUCUGUCAGGUUCCAUGAUCCUGUGAGCUGAGAUGUGUGCAUAAGCCCCCCUCCAAACACCCUGACAAGCCCCUCCCCCCACCACCAAAUGCCCUGAUUAUAUAUUUUUCACGUG
Acanthaster planci (crown-of-thorns starfish) is the source of this 10599-nucleotide messenger RNA. RefSeq lists its product as uncharacterized. NCBI's taxonomy places the organism in Eukaryota, Metazoa, Echinodermata, Asteroidea, Valvatida, Acanthasteridae. Gene Ontology annotation, molecular function: nucleic acid binding. The record is from RefSeq and is a predicted model, not a curated record.